CACCCCUCCCUAUCUGUUCCCCUUACUCCCUCCAGGCUGGCCUCAAACUUACAGAGACCUUCCUGCCUCUAUCUCCCAAGUACUGGAAUUAGAGGCAAGCACCACCUCACCAGGCUCUUCCUCUUCUUCCUGCAUUCUUCCAGACCUGGUUCUGUGUGUCAUACCCCUCCCAGGUCUGUGUUCUCACCUGUGGGGGCUUCUCUGUUCCAUGCCUGUGAACUCUCUGAACUUCCCGCUGCUCCCACUCUUUUUUUUUUUUUCUGUCCUCGCCUGUCUGUGUUCUGAACCCCUCUCUGCAUCCUUCAUGUCCUUGGUCAGUCGCCCCUGGCCUGCCUGGCUCUCUCUGUCGCUCCUCGCCCCGCUGCCAGCCCAGUCACAAUCGCUCCAGGACGUCAGCGUGUGCUGCAGGUUCACGGCCCACUGGCCUGGCAGCCCAGUCCCGCCUGUGGCCCGCAGCCCCAGGGAGCCCGUGGGUUCUCGGCGGGUGUGCUGGGUGUCCCCCGCCCCGUGCACGGUUCUGCGUGUCCCGACGUGAGCGAGCAGUGGCCAUGGGCACACGCGGGCCCUAUGUGCUGGUGGACACCACGCCGGCCAAGACCAUCUUGGUGUACCGCAACGGGGACCAGUUCUACGUGGGCCGCAAGUUCGUGUUCUCGCGGCGCCGCGUCGCCAACUUCGAGGCUCUGCUGGAGCAGCUGACGGAGCAGGUGGACGUGCCCUUCGGCGUGCGGAGGCUCUACACGCCCACGCGCGGCCACCAGGUGCUAGAGCUGGACGCGUUGCAGGCCGGUGGCAAGUACGUGGCUGCGGGCCGCGAGCGCUUCAAGAAACUGGACUAUAUUCAUAUAGUUCCCAGGAAACCUUCAAAGAUGCGAAAGUUGAAGGAAAUCAAGCCGGUGGUACAUUGUGACAUCAACGUGCCUUCCAGGUGGCAAACACAGAGCAGGACCUCCCGGCACAUAAAUGUUUUCACAAAUGGAAGAAUAUUCAUCCCACCUAUAAAAAUUAUUAUACCCAAAUUCAGCCUGUCAGAUUGGAAUAGUGUGCUGGCCAUCAUUGGAGAAAAAGUCUUCCCUCUGGGAGGCGUUCGAAAAUUGUUUACGAUGGAUGGGCAUCUUUUGGACAACUCAAAGGAUUUGCAAGACAAUUAUUUUUAUGUUGCUGCAGGACUGGAGACUUUCAAAUCUCUUCCUUACUGGAAGUCCCCACGGGUCCCCAGUGAGAUCCAACAGAGGUUUGGAGGCAAUGAUAAAUACAUACAAACAAAGAAAAAAGUGGAGUUCAAAAGAAAAGAGCCUCUCAAAAGUGACAGCGACCUACCUAAAAUCCAGGAUUCUGUUUAUUAUGCCAAAGAGAAAAAGAAGACACCCCUGGGACCUUUAGUUCAAAGUGGUGCAGAAGGUGAUGUGUAUAAAGCACAGACUCCCGCUAAGGAGGCCCAAGAAGCACUGGAAGUCAAGGAGGACCCAGAGGUGAAGGUGGAGGUGCCGGUUGACCAGGUGGGUCGCAAGGGCUGGGACCAUCUUCACUCAGCUGUGUCAGCCCCUACUUCUCCUACCCCCUUCCACAGCCUCACCCUCAAGUUCUCCCUGGCCUCUAGAAGGUUCUAUGCUCUACCAGUUAACUACUUACUAAUCCGUAAGAGUCCCCAUGCCAGACAUGUCCAUACCUGUUCUUCCUUCCCCCAGCACUUCUGUUGA
Peromyscus californicus insignis is the source of this 1700-nucleotide messenger RNA. It is a transcript of the gene Dcdc2c, whose product is annotated as doublecortin domain containing 2C. Gene Ontology annotation, cellular component: microtubule; microtubule organizing center. Bases 549 to 1700 code for a protein of 383 amino acids. NCBI's taxonomy places the organism in Eukaryota, Metazoa, Chordata, Mammalia, Rodentia, Cricetidae. The record is from RefSeq and is a predicted model, not a curated record. The transcript has 8 exons. Gene Ontology annotation, biological process: intracellular signal transduction.